Molecule: messenger RNA, 872 nt
Organism: Morus notabilis
Lineage: Eukaryota; Viridiplantae; Streptophyta; Magnoliopsida; Rosales; Moraceae
Product: peptidyl-prolyl cis-trans isomerase NIMA-interacting 4
Exons: 6
Coding region: 205-642 (145 amino acids)
Biological process (GO): rRNA processing
Molecular function (GO): peptidyl-prolyl cis-trans isomerase activity; DNA binding
Source: RefSeq, a predicted model, not a curated record
ACGCCCUCUACAAGACAAGUCAAUCGAGCUCUCUUUUUGCAGCUUUCAUAAACACUGUCCUCUGUUGGUGAAGUCCUUAAUUGAGUACUCUAGAAGUGGCUCAUAUUUUUUUUCUUCAAUAUGCAAUUUUUCACUUCUGGGUUUUGUUCUUAAUCAAUUAUCGGCUUUCGUAACCGAAGUUUCGUUAUCUGGGUUUGGGAAGCCAUGGGAAAGGACUCAAAACUGAAAGAGUCGGGGAAGGGUAAAGGGAAACAAGCAGCAAGUGGAAGUGAUGAGAAUGCUUCAAAGGGUAAAGGAAAGGGUGGGAAGGCAGCAGAUGGCCUUGGCACCUGCACCUAUGUUAAAGCAAGGCAUAUCCUAUGUGAGAAGCAAGGAAAGAUCAACGAAGCAUACAAGAAGCUCCAGGAUGGUUGGCUUAGCAAUGGAGAUAAGGUCCCACCAGCUGAGUUUGCAAAGUUGGCUCAAGAAUACUCGGAAUGUCCAUCAGGAAAGAAAGGCGGAGAUCUUGGGUGGUUCCCGCGUGGUAAGAUGGCAGGGCCUUUCCAGGAAGUUGCCUUCAACACAGUUGUUGGAGCAACAAGUGCACCAUUUAAAUCAACGCAUGGUUACCACAUAAUCUUGUGUGAAGGCAGAAAGAACUGAUUCUUUGCAUAGCAGAAUCAGCAGUGGAUAUAAUAUUAUUGUCUAUCCGAAGUCUGGUUUAGUUUUUCUUUUUUGACGCAAGGAUGUUGUUUUCUUUAAUGUAUAAGAUUAUGACGUGGGGAGAUGAUGGUUUUCUGAUUUGCUAUGAAAAUUCUCUCUGAAUCCAUACUUUGCACUUUGGUGGAACUUGUUCUUAAAUAAUUGACGUCCAAAUGGGUUAUUAUUUCAAA